GAACUUGCUUCAUCUCACACACUACCUUGAGAUUCAAAGCAUUUACAAGCUAUUCGUGCCAAAUUUCUCAGGCCAGAAUUGUUUCUUGAUCAGAAACACAAGAACGAGUCUUACCAAGACCCACGCGCAAGUCGAUUUCAUUCGUAAGUCUCACUUCUCGUUCGGACUUCAGAGUGGAGAAGCACCCAGUUGAACCCUUAAGCUGUUGGUACACCUUUGCGAUCUGAAAGCCUUCUCCUCCCUUUGUCUUCAUCUUUAGAUACCAUGGGAAUGUACUCUCAGUUUCAUCUUGCUCGAUCAUUGGGAUGAGAGAUUCAAUCAGGGUAUCCUCCAAUAUGACUCACAAGCUAAACCUCUAAGCAGCACCGUCAAAACGAAGCUCGACUUCCUACUAAGACGUAGUCUCAGUGAAAGGAAAAGAGGCUUGAGCUUUAUUUUAGUUUGACGAAAGCCACGAUCAGAGAUUCCGCCAUUCAUCGAAGGCGACGGAUAGCCACGUAUUGGCACCUUCCGCGUCCUCAAAGACCAUUUCCUACGGCGUAUACCGUCCAGUAUAUGUUACUGUCAGAGGCUCUACAGAGUCCGACGUGACUUCAAAAUGUCCAAAGUGGGCGUCUCAGACGAUCCGGCCGCAGCAGUCGCAGCAUCCCGCUCCGACGGCAAGACACAUCUGUUGCUAUGCGCCAGCGGCUCAGUCGCCACCAUCAAACUGCCCAACAUCAUCAAGGCCCUCGGCCACCACAAAAGCCUCGCCAUCAGAGUCAUCCUCACGGCCUCGGCAACGGAGUUCUUGAACGGUUCAACAGAGGAACAGCCUUCGCUUGCCGCAAUAAGAGCACUCCCAAAUGUUGAAGGCAUUCACUUGGACGCGGACGAGUGGGUGCAGCCUUGGCGGCGUGGUUCGUCGAUUCUGCACAUCGAGUUGCGGCGGUGGGCUGAUCUGAUGCUGAUCGCUCCACUAUCGGCAAACACAUUGGCUAAAAUUGUUAACGGCUUCUCAGACAACCUCUUGACGAGCGUGGUUCGAGCAUGGGAUGCAGACGGACUCAUCGACGGCCGGAAGAAGAAGAUCCUCGUGGCUACCGCGAUGAACUCGCAGGUCAAGGUGCUCGAGGAGGAGUGGUCGUGGUUUGAGGUGUUGAAACCAAUCGAGAAGACGCUUGCUUGCGGUGACACUGGGGGCGGUGCAAUGAUGUCGUGGGAGGAUAUAGUCAAGGUGACGGAGGCGAGGCUUGGCCUGUGA
Molecule: messenger RNA, 1243 nt
Organism: Colletotrichum scovillei
Lineage: Eukaryota; Fungi; Ascomycota; Sordariomycetes; Glomerellales; Glomerellaceae
Product: flavoprotein
Exons: 4
Coding region: 599-1243 (214 amino acids)
Biological process (GO): coenzyme A biosynthetic process
Cellular component (GO): phosphopantothenoylcysteine decarboxylase complex
Molecular function (GO): phosphopantothenoylcysteine decarboxylase activity; FMN binding
Source: RefSeq, a predicted model, not a curated record